Molecule: messenger RNA, 8247 nt
Organism: Salvelinus fontinalis (brook trout)
Lineage: Eukaryota; Metazoa; Chordata; Actinopteri; Salmoniformes; Salmonidae
Product: zinc finger protein 189-like
Biological process (GO): regulation of transcription by RNA polymerase II
Cellular component (GO): nucleus
Molecular function (GO): RNA polymerase II transcription regulatory region sequence-specific DNA binding; DNA-binding transcription factor activity, RNA polymerase II-specific
Source: RefSeq, a predicted model, not a curated record
AGUAGCUGCUGCCAUGGCAGGAACUAAUUGGGAUCCAUAAUAAACCCCAGAAAGAGUAGCUGCUGUCUUGGCAGGAACUAAUGGGGAUCCAUAAUAAACCUCAGGAAGAGUAGCCGCUGCCUUGGCAGGAACUAAUGGGGAUCCAUAAUAAACCCCAGGAAGAGUAGCUGCUGCCUUGGCAGGAACUAAUGGGGAUCCAUAAUAAACCCCAGGAAGAGUAGCUGCUGCCUUGGCAGGAACUAAUGGGGAUCCAUAAUAAACCCCAGGAAGAGUAGCUGCUGCCUUGGCAGGAACUAAUGGGGAUCCAUAAUAAACCCCAGGAAGAGUAGCUGCUGCCUUGGCAGGAACUAAUGGGGAUCCAUAAUAAACCCCAGGAAGAGUAGCUGCUGCCUUGGCAGGAACUAAUGGGGAUCCAUAAUAAACCCCAGGAAGAGUAGCUGCUGCCUUGGCAGGAACUAAUGGGGAUACAUAAUAAAUACCAAUACUUGUAUCAAUAUUUUUGUGUCUCUUUACUCUCGGAUUCAAAAAUGCUAAUUAGCAUCAAAGUAGAUGACAUGUGUAACAGUAUAACUUUAGACCGUCCCCUCGCCCCGACCCGGGCGUGAACCAGGGACCCUCUGCACACAUCGACAACAGUCACCCACGAAGCAGCGUUACCCAUCGCUCCACAAAAGCCACGGCCCUUGCAAAGCAAGGGGCAACACUACUUAAGUCUCAGAGCAAGUGACGUAACUGAUUGAAAUGCUACUAGCGCGUACCCGCUAACUAGCUAGCCAUUUCACAUCCGUUACACUCACCCCCCUUUCAACCUCCUCCUUUUCCGCAGCAACCAGUGAUCCGGGUCAACAGCAUCAAUGUAACAGUAUAACUUUAAACCGUCCCCUCGCCCCGACCCGGGCGCGAACCAGGGACCCUCUGCACACAUCGACAACAGUCACCCACGAAGCAGCGUUACCCAUCGCUCCACAAAAGCCACGGCCCUUGCAAAGCAAGGGGCAACACUACUUAAGUCUCAGAGCAAGUGACGUAACUGAUUGAAAUGCUACUAGCGCGUACCCGCUAACUAGCUAGCCAUUUCACAUCCGUUACACAUGCAAGACUACAAAUCCCUGGAAACUCCUGCAUGUCAUCUUUAGCAUACACCUUUCACAGAACAGUUCACAGAAUUGUCCAUUGAAAUAAAUAUUGACAAUUUAAUCAUUGCUACAUAAAGGCCUGAUUGGUGGAGUGCUGCAGAGGUGGUUGGCCUUCUGGAAGGUUCUCCCAUCUCCACAGAGGAACUCUGGAGCUCUGUCAGAGUGAACAUCGGGUUCACUUUCACCUCCCUGACCAAGGCCCUUCUCCCCCGAUUCCUCAGUUUAGCCGGGCGGCCAGCUCUAGGAAGAGUCUUGGUGGUUCCAAACUUCUUCCAUUUAAGAAUGAUGGAGGCCACUGUGUUCUUGGGGACCUUCAAUGCUGAAGAAUUUUUUUGGUACCUUUUCUCCAGAUCUGUGCCUCGACACAUUCUUGUCUCAGAGCUCUACGGACAAUUCCUUUGACCUCAUGACUUGGUUUUCACUCUGACAUGCACUGUAAACUGUGGCACUUUAUAUAGACAGGUGUGUGCCUCUCCAAAUCAUGUCUAAUCAAUUGAAUUUACCACUGGUGGACUCCAAUCAAGCUGGAGAAACAUCUCAAGGAUGAUCAAUGGAAUCAGGAUGCAUCUGAGCUCAAUUUCGAGUCUCAUAGCAAAGGGUCUGAAUACUUAAAUACAUUUGCAAAAAUGUUUACAAACCUGUUUUUGGUUUGUCAUUAUGUGGUAUUGUGAUGUCAUUAUGUGGUAUUGUGAUGUCAUUAUGGGGUAUUGUGUGUAGAUUGACGAGGGGAAAAAUAUUCCAUUUUAGAACAAGGCUGUAAAGUAACUGAAUGUGGAAAAAGUGAAGGGGUCUGAAUACUUAACGAAUGCACUGUAUACAGCUGGCAGAUUUUUCUACCAUUGGCAGUUUUGUACACAGUCACGUGAUACGUGGUAUAGAAAUGUCCAAUCAUAGGAGAGUACAUGGGAGGCACUAUACUGUGUGUCUGCAGGUGUCUAUCUGGUCAAAACCACUGAUACAGGUGCCCCUCCACCCUCUGGUGGGAUGGAUCAUGUCUACAGAGACACCUAGAUUCAAAUACUUAGAUUUGUGUGUAUUGGGUUGUGAAAUUGUUAGAUAUUACUUGUUAGAUAUUACUGCACUGUCGGAGCUAGAACCACAAGCAUUUCACUACACCCACAAUAACAUCUGCUAAACACGUGUAUGUGACCAAUAAAAUGUUAUUUGAUUUGAAAUAAACGUCCUAUUUAUCAAAGGUGCUUUUGGCUGGGGUCAAAAUGACUCCAAAGGAUUUGAAUUUGUUAAAAGUCCAUUUGAUACAGAAACACUAAACCAUGAUUUAGAUUUAUUAAGAACAAGUUGAUUGACAAAGUCAUGAAAAAUUGGAACAAUUGAAUAAACCACAUUUUGGCUAUGAUAAAAGAUAUGCCUCUGGGGUCAACAUGAUCCAUGUCAGAAGUAUGGAUCAAUGCAAAUAUGUAGUGGGUGUAAAGUUUGUUUUAAAUUAUCACUCAUUAAACACGAAUCAAUCAACACAUGCUUCUCUUUGAACGACUUUAUAUAAUAUUAAACUUUUAUGAAAUAAAUGAAAAAUAAAUUUUGGUUCAUCAACUGCGUUUCCCACUCCAGUCAGCAGAUGGCGAUGUGCGUCUUUUAGGUUCAGGCGACGCUGCCAGUGUGACGUAUAAUCUAGUGGACGGGACGCUCCUUCAACAACAACAGCUAGUCAGACACCUCGGUAGCUUUCUAGCAAACAUAGCUACAACAUUCACCCGCUUUACACUGUUUUGGUGUAUAUUAGUCGAUAUGUUUGAAACACACUUCUGUCGUAUGUACUUGUUGGCCCAUUUAAUUAUAUAUUUACGUUGUUUGUCAGCUAGCUGGUUUGCUAAGUUAGCUUUGAACUAGGCUAGUCGCUAAUGCUAGCUAGCUAACAUCUCCGACCAUGAGUUCACUAAGUUACUCUCCUCCUGAUAAAGAUGAGGAGGUCUGCUGGACGGAGAAAGUAGCUUUCGUCAAAGAGGAGGAGGAAGAGAAGGAUGUUACAAUACAAAUACAAGUAGAGGGUGAGGCUGUUACUGUGAAAGAAGAAGAGAAAGACGUUACAGUGAAAGAAGAGGAUGACACGUUCAGAGUGAAAGAGGAGGAGGAUGCAGUUUUUGGAGUGAAAAAGGAGGAGGAAGAGGAGAUUACUGUCACAUUGAAAGAGGAGAAGGAAGAAGAGGAGGUUGGAGAUCUGUUUAACCCCAGAGAGAGAUGUGACUAUCGUGGAUCCUCUGGGGAGCCUCAACAACAACAUGAUGCUGAAGAGGCAGAGAAGAGUCUCUCCACAUCAGAACACCUCAAGAAACACCAGUGGAGACCCACAGGGAAGAAAUCUCACCGCUGCUCUGACUGUGGGAAGAGAUUCACCUCAUCAGGCAUUAAAAUUCAUCAGAGAAUCCACACAGGAGAGAAACCUUUUAGCUGUGGUCAAUGUGGGAAGAGUUUUUCAACAUCUGGCUCUCUGACUCUGCACCAGAGAACACACACAGGAGAGAAACCUUAUAGCUGUGGUCAAUGUGGGAAGAGUUUUGGUCAAUCUUGCCAUCUGGUAUCACACCAGAGAACACACACAGGAGAGAAAUCUUAUAGUUGUGGUCAAUGUGGAAAGAGUUUUUCAACAUCUGGCUCUCUGACUCUGCACCAGAGAACACACACAGGAGAGAAACCUUAUAGCUGUGGUCAAUGUGGGAAGAGUUUUGGUCAAUUUUGCCAUCUGGUAUCACACCAGAGAACACACACAGGAGAGAAAUCUUAUAGUUGUGGUCAAUGUGGAAAGAGUUUUUCUACACCUGGCUGUCUGGCUCUGCACCAGAGAACACACACAGGAGAGAAACCUUAUAGCUGUGGUCAAUGUGGGAAGAGUUUUGGUCAAUCUUGCCAUCUGGUAUCACACCAGAGAAUACACACAGGAGAGAAACCUUACAGCUGUGGUCAAUGUGGGAAGAGAUGUUCUACAUCUGGCCAUCUGACUGUACACCAGAGAAUACACACAGGAGAGAAACCUUACAGCUGUGAUCAAUGUGGGAAGAGUUUUGCUGCAUCUAUAACUCUGACUCAACACCAGAGAACACACACAGGAGAGAAACCAUAUAGCUGUGAUCAAUGUGCGAAGAGUUUUAGUCAAUCUGGACAUCUGACAGUGCACCAGAGAACACACACAGGAGAGAAACCGUUUAGCUGUGAUCAAUGUGGGAAGAGUUUUGCUGCAUCUAUAACUCUGACUCGACACCAGAGAACACACACAGGAGAGAAAUCUUAUAGCUGUGGUCAAUGUGGGAAGAGUUUUUCUUCUUCUAGCUGUCUAACUAUACACCAUAGAACACACACAGGAGAGAAACCUUAUAGCUGUGAUCAAUGUGGGAAGAGUUUUAGUCAAUCUGGAGAUCUGACAGUGCACCAGAGAACACACACAGGAGAGAAACCGUUUAGCUGUGAUCAAUGUGGGAAGAGUUUUGUUCGAUCUGGCCAUCUGACAGUACACCAGAGAACACACACAGGAGAGAAACGUCUUAGCUGUCUAACAUAUCCAACCAUGAGGUCACUAAGCUACUCUCUUGUUAAUGAAGAGGAGGACUGCUGGACGGAGAAAGAAGCUCCUGUCACAGAGGAGAAGGAAGAGGAGGUAAUCACAGUAAAACAAGAAGUAGAGGGUGAGGCUGUUACUGUGAAAAAAGAAGAGAUAGAUGUUACAGUGAAAGAAGAGGAAGACGCGUUCAGAGUGAAAGAGGGGGAGGAUUUUACAGUAAAAGAGGAAGAAGAGAAAGAGGAGGAUGCAGCUUUUGGGGUGAAAGAGGAGGAGGGGGAGAUGACUGUCACAUCGAAAAAGGAAGGGGAGGAAACUGGAUAUCUGGGCCCUGUUUCCCAAACGGCCCUGGGUGAGGCUGUUACAGUUAAACAAGAAGUAGAGGAUGAGACUGUUACAGUGAAAGAAGAAGAGAAAGACGUUUCAGUGAAAGAAGAGGAAGACGCGUUCAAAGAGGAAGAGGAUUUUACAGUAAAAGAAGAAGAGGAAGCAGCUUUUGGGGUGAAAGAGGAGGAGUGGGAGAUGACUGUCACAUCGAAAAAGGAGGAGGAGGAAACUGGAUAUCUGGGCCCGGUUUCCCAAACGCAUCUUAAGGCAUCCAAUGGUUCUAAGGAUGAACUUAGCCAUAAGAUGGUUUUGAGAAACCGUUCCCUGAUUAACACUAGAGAGAAACGGGACUAUCGUGGAUCCUCUGGGGAGCCUCAAAAACCUCAUGAUGCUGAAGAGGCAGAGAAGAGUCUCUCCAGAUCAGAACACCUCAAUAAACACCUGCAAAGAUCCACAGGGAAGAGAACUCACUGCUGCUCUGACUGUGGGAAGAGAUUCACCUCAUCAGGCAUUAAAAUUCAUCACAGAACACACACAGGAGAGAACCUUUAUAGCUGUGUUCAAUGUGGGAAGAGUUUUACUACAUCUGGCCAGCUGACAUUACACCAGAGAACACACACAGGAGAGAAAUCUUAUAGCUGUGUUCAAUGUGGGAAGAGUUUUACUACAUCUAGCAAUCUGACUCUACACCAGAGAACACACACAGGAAAGAAACGUUAUAGCUGUGAUCAAUGUGGGAAGAGUUUUCGUGCAUCUAGAGAUCUGACAGUGCACCAGAGAACACAUACAGGAGAGAAACCUUAUAGCUGUGGUCAAUGUGGGAAGAGUUUUCGUGCAUCUAGAACUUUGACUCAACACCAGAGAAUACACACAGGAGAGAAACCUUAUAGCUGUGGUCAAUGUGGGAAGAGUUUUGGUCGAUCUGGCCAGCUGACAUCACACCAGAGAAUACACACAGGAGAGAAACCUUAUGGCUGUGAUCAAUGUGGGAAGAGUUUUGGUCGAUCUGGCAUCUGGUAUCACACCAGAGAACACACACAGGAGAGAAAUCCUAUAGCUGUGGUCAAUGUGACAUGAGAUACUCUGAUAAAAGAUCUCUGAUCAAACAUCAGAAAAUACAUACAUGAAGGAGUUGUUUCAUGAUGUCAAUGAAUUAAUGUCACAAUGUUUUAACAUUGUUGUAGGAGUAUUUUAAUGAUGUCACAAUGUAGAAUGUUUUAACAUUGUAGUAUGAGUAUUUUAAGGAGUUUCACAAUGUAGAACCCGAAUUCAAUUGAUUUCAGCGUGAUAUGGAUAUUAGCCUUGGGAAAAGUCCAGGCUCUGAAUUGAAAGUACUAUUUAUGUGAUUUAACAAAAAGAGCUGUGUUACACUUACCAUGUUGGUGGCCCACUUUAAUCAAAAUGCAACACUUCAAAAUGUAGCGAUCUGUUUUCUAUAAGUUGUCCUCUAACAAGGGAUGUUCACAUUAUUCCCAGAUUCCGUGUGGUUUUUGAGCUGUUAGUUUUAACAGGACGUGCAACCUCAUCUCCCUCCUCUUGGCACAAUUGAUUUUAACAUGAUAUCGAUGAGUGAUGACAAUUAAGUGUUGUGUUCCUUUGUUUAGCGUCCCCUAAAUUUAAAUGCAUCACUCCCAAAUGUAGCUGACUGUCUUCUGCAGGUUGUCCUCUAACCAGUGAGGUAAAAUAUAUCUCCCAUUUCCAUGUGUUUUUUUAGAUGUUAGUUUCAACAGCAAGUACAACCUGAUCUCCCCCCUAAUCGAUAUCAGUGAUUUAUUGCUACUUGUCAAAACAACAGGGUUUUUGGUGCUUGUGUCCAUGGUGAGGACAACUUGGUUUCUGAUUGUCUCAAGGUUGGGCAGUCAAAAAAGAUUUGUGUUUUGUGUUUAGCCAGUGCGUUCCAUGGAUCAUAAAUUAUUUUGACUUUCCGUAUUAGAGAUUAGUUUUGUUUGGGCUCGUUCCAAGGGGACGAGAGUUCCUAGAAGCUAGUGAGUUUUAGGUAAGGAAAAAAUACAUGUUUUUUUUCUUGUUUUUAAUUGUUGACAUCCAGUAGAUAUGUUGUUAUAGGUGAAGGUGUAGAAGGUGAAGCAUUGUAGUUGAUUAUAAUGUGAAAUGGAAGUUGUUUUCUGUUGGUGGUGCGCAUUCUCUUAAUGUGUUACAGUCUUUGGUUUUUCCAUUUAUGUUUUGAGGUAGGACGUUAGCACGUCUAGCUCGUUAGCAUAUAGGGCGCACCGAUUGGUGUCACCUCAUUAGUCAGUAUGUGUUACACCUGUGCUGGCUUGUCUAUCUCGUUAGUGGGAAGGUGUUUCACCUGAGCUAGUCCAGGUUCUAUUUAAGAGUGUCUGGCCCAGUGCUCCAGUUGUCUUGAUAGAUGUGGAGAGUCAACACCUUUAGUUGCUCCACCUUUUUGGUUUGCUUCCUGUCUUUAAGUUUAUUGUGGGUUUUUCUUUUGUUUCCCUAUUCUUGGGCAGAUUUAGUGGGUCUCAUAAUGGGUGUCUUUUAGGUCCCAGUUGUUGUUACUAGUCAACUUUCAGUGACACUGAGAGCAAAACUGCAACAAUAUGUUAUAAUACUUUUAUUGCAUCAAAUGGUUGUUUUAUGCAACAGAAUAGAGGGUUCUUAGAACUAUUGUGUCUGUGUUCUACUGAGGAUGGACCUCUGGGAGAAAACACUGACAGGAGAUUUACAAUGUCUUUUGGGUGAUAAAACCUAAAGAGACCACAUUCCAGAGCAUGAGUUAAUGUUUCUGUUCUAUAUGGUACCAGGGAGAGAUGACUCCAGGGCCAGACCCCGGUCUCUAAUGUUUUUACAGCAGAUACUGUCUGCUGUGAAUUAUAAGUAUCUUUCAUACAAAUCUUAACCUUGUGACCCAUUCUAUACAUCUGUUGUUCAUCAUGUAGGUUGAAAGGGUUGUAUCUUGGCUAUUUUUUUUAUUUUUUUUAAUUUCACCUUUAUUUAACCAGGUAGGCUAGUUGAGAACAAGUUCUCAUUUGCAACUGCGACCUGGCCAAGAUAAAGCAAAGCAGUGUGACACAGACAACAACACAGAGUUACACAUGGAGUAAACAAUAGACAAGUCAAUAACAUGGUAGAAAAAAGAGAAAUAAAAUACAAAAUACCUUUGUACUUUUGUCUCGUGGCUCUCAAUGAAUCAUCUGGGGGUGAUUCGUCAACCAGCCAUCAUUAUCGUAGAGCACUCAAUUGAUUAACUUUAUAUGUGUGUAUUGUAUUGACCUGCUCCCUUAUUAUAAAGUGAAUAAAGGUUUAGUUUAAGAAUAA